GCCAUCUCCGGGUGUAGCCCACCACACCACACUCACUACAACUACUGCUGCUGCACCCUCACUCCAAUUGCUGCUGGUGACACUCAUCAGGCUCUGUGUCCACCUGCAGCGGUGUGAAGUCAUUUGCGUCGCGAUCAGCAGCAUCAGCAUCAUCAUCAGCAGCAUCAGCAGCAGCAUCAUCAUCAGCAGCAGCAGCCACCAAGCAACGGCAUUGUCGUCAGCGGCAUCGUUCCCACCAGGCUCCCAGCUGCCAGCCUAACUCAAAACCAGUGUCCUGCUCGACGCCACGACCAUCCUCCACCUUCCCGUCUCCUCACCUGUCCACCAAGGAGAAACCCUCCGCGCUCCCACACCAUGUCAGAGGGCUCCCCCGAAUCCCCCAAGCGCCACGUGUCCUCCUCCCCGUGCUCUUCGCAGUCCGACUCGGACACCACGGGCCCUCUCCUCCUCGACCACAACUACGGCCACGACAACGACGAGGAGGACGACGACGAAGAUGCCGUGACUUGCCACCGCGUCCACCGCGGCCACCACGCCGUCGUCGGCAUGGACGGCGACCGCAAGUCCCGGCAGGCGUCGGUGCGUGUGCCGAUGUUUGACGGCACCACCGCGGCCGCCGCGGAGAAGAAGAAGAAGAAGAUGGAGCUGGGGGCAGCGGCGGGGGGUGGCGCCGGAGCCCGGGAUGUGGCCGGCGCCGGCAAGGACGCCGGCGUCGGGAGUUCAGUGGAGCGGCAGACGUGGGGCAGGCAGCUCGACUUCCUGAUGUCGUGCGUGGGCUACGCGGUGGGGCUCGGCAACGUGUGGCGCUUCCCCUACCUGUGCUACCGCAACGGCGGAGGGGUGUUCCUCAUCCCCUACUGCCUGACGCUCAUCGCUGCGGGGAUCCCCUGCUUCUUCAUGGAGGUGUCGCUGGGACAGUUCACCAAGCAGGGCGGCAUCGGUGCCUGGGGCAUCGCGCCGAUCUUCAAAGGCCUGGGCUACGCCUCCAUGGUCAUCGUCUUCUACUGCAACUGCUACUACAUUCUGAUCCUCGCCUGGGCGCUUUACUACCUGGCCCACUGCUUCACCAUGGGGCCGUUGCCCUGGGCUACCUGCGGCAACAAGUGGAACACCAAGCUCUGCUCAGACGGCACCUGCCAGUACCCGUCGGCGGACGCCAACGGCACGGAGGGGUCACUCAAUGGGACGGCAGGUCCCGGGUUUCUGAAUGGAACGGCAUGGUCGACGGCGUGGCCAGCGCUGACGAAUGCCACGUCGGAGUCGUCGCUGCUGCUGCCGCUGAACAACGUGUCGGCCCUGGGGCACGCGUGCCCACCGCUCAACGUCGUCACCACCUCGUCCGUCGUGGAGUUCUGGGAGCGUAAGGUGCUGUCCAUGACGACGGGCCUGCACGACUUGGGCUCCGUGCACUGGGAGAUGCUGCUGUGCCUCAUCGCCUCCUGGCUCGUCGUCUAUUUCUGUGUGUGGAAGGGCGUUCGCAGCACGGGAAAGGUCGUGUACUUCACGUCCACGUUCCGCUACCUGAUGCUGAUCGCGCUGUUUGCGCGUGGCGUCACCUUGCCCGGCGCCAUGGGUGGCAUCAAGUACUACCUGCAGGCCGACUGGAAGAAGCUCGCCACGCCACAGGUGUGGCUGGAUGCCGGCACACAGACGUUCUACUCGUACGCGCUUGGUUUCGGAGCCCUGUCCACCCUCGGCAGUUACAACCGCUUCCAUAACAACUGCCUCAGGGACACGUACGUGCUGGCGCUCAUCAACUCUGGCACGAGCCUCUUUGCCGGCUUCGUGGUCUUCUCCAUCCUGGGCUUCAUGGCGCACGAGCAGGGCGUGCCCAUCGACAUGGUCGCAGAGUCCGGUCCUGGGCUGGCAUUCAUCGCGUACCCUCGCGCCGUCACCAUGAUGCCGGUGCCCGUGCUUUGGGCCGUCCUCUUCUUCGUCAUGCUGCUGCUGCUCGGCCUCGACAGCCAGUUCGUGGCGAUCGAGGGGUUCGUGACAGGCAUCUCGGACAUCUUCCCCACGGUGCUGCGAGGCCGCGGGAGGCGCGAGCUCUUCGUCGCCGCCUGCUGCGUCGUCAAGUUCCUCGUCAGCUUUGUCAUGGUCAUGCAGGGAGGAAUCUACAUCUUCCAGCUGUUUGACAACUACGCAGUGAGCGGCUACACCCUGCUGUGGCAGGUCGGGUGGCAGUGCAUCGUGGUGGCGUGGGUCUACGGUAGCUCCCGCUUCAUGGAGGAUGUGGUGCUCAUGAUUGGGUAUCGGCCCAACUGGUGGAUCGGGUGGUGUUGGAAAUUCAUCACUCCCACACUGUGCAUGGGCAUGCUGCUGUUCCAGCUGAUUCAGUACAAGGGCCCCACGUACAACAAGGUGUACGUGUACCCGUGGUGGGGCGAGGCACUGGGCUGGCUGCUCUCCCUCUCCUCCAUGCUGUGCCUGCCCCUCACCCUCCUCUACCUGCUCGUGGCGCGUGGCAAGGGCACGCUGAAGCAGCGCUGGCGCCACCUCACCACGCCGGUGCUGGGCCCCCACGUGGAGCGGCACCGCCGCGCAGCGCUGGCGGCCGCGGGGCCCCCUGACAACGGGGCCCUCGACACCCUCAUCGGGGGGCACCACGCCAAGGGGGGCGCCCCCAACGGCAACGCCAUCGAGCUCGAGAUGCUGAGGGAAAGCAAGAUAAUCUUGACCGGGUGGUUCCAGUAGGUAGCAGCCGGCAUUGUUUGGAAGACUGGGUACAAUAGCGGGGGGGGGGGGGGUCGGCGAUGUUCUUCAUCCCCGGGGUCUGCGAUUGUGUGCGGAGCGACGGUGAUGCAGCCUCUCGGACACCGGAGGAGGAGGAGAGGACUGCUCGGUGACACCGGUAACAUGGAGUAUUUACAAACGAUGACGGCGAUGGGUGGUGGUGGUGGUGGGUGCAUCUGUCUGUCAUCUCCGUCAACCCAUACGGCACCCGGGUCUGUCCCGUGACCUCCUGACACCAGCGAGCCCUCGACACUUCACGUGGCCUCCACGCCGUGGUGAACGGCGGUUGUCGGGGAGGAUGUGGGGUGGGGGGGGCAGCAGGAGGUGGAUGGGUGACAGCAGGAGCCGAUUUUUUUUUUUACACGAAAACCAAAACGUGUGCGGGAGAGAGGAGAACGCGGCGCUCGCGGCGUGAACGCGGCGCGGAGUUGACGGUGGCGACGGCGGCAGCGAUGACUAUUAACGUCGUCGGCUACGAUGGCGUUCGUGCUGUAUAUUACAGUAUAAUACUGUGAGUGCGGCCUUGCGGCUCGCUCUGCAUCUUGACCAGAGCCGGCAUAAUCACGCGGAGCUUUUUUUGAUACGAAAAUGAUCGACGCAAAAAUGUAUGAAUUAAAAUAAAUACAUGAUACAUUAAUAAAAGUCCCACGAUGUGGAGAGAGAGAGA
This is a messenger RNA of Lethenteron reissneri (Far Eastern brook lamprey), 3400 nucleotides long. Its product is annotated as sodium- and chloride-dependent creatine transporter 1-like. Gene Ontology annotation, cellular component: plasma membrane. Gene Ontology annotation, biological process: sodium ion transmembrane transport; nitrogen compound transport; amino acid transport. The record is from RefSeq and is a predicted model, not a curated record. NCBI's taxonomy places the organism in Eukaryota, Metazoa, Chordata, Hyperoartia, Petromyzontiformes, Petromyzontidae. Gene Ontology annotation, molecular function: gamma-aminobutyric acid:sodium:chloride symporter activity.